AUCACGUGGCCGCGCGCGAGCCACCGCCUCCUUCACUCUCCCAUCAAACCCACCCCCUCGGAAGAUGGAGCAUGUGCAGAAGGUGGUCCGGAGUCUGUCAGUGGCGGCCCGGGCAGUAGGGGCUUUCAUCAGGCUGCAAACUCUCACUCCAACAGUAAGAACUUUUUCAGGAUCACACUCUCUGUCUCAGAAUGUUCCAGAAACCUUGUGGAAUCUAGGUCGAUUAAAUCAUGUAGCGAUUGCAGUACCUGACUUGCAGAUGGCCAAAUCUUUCUAUAAGAAUAUGCUAGGGGCCCAGGUAAGUGAGGUGGUCCCUGUUCCUGAACAUGGUGUCUCUGUUGUUUUUGUGGAACUUGGAAAUACUAAGCUUGAAUUACUACAUCCCUUGGGAGACCAAAGUCCGAUUGAAGGCUUUCUGCAGAAAAACAAGGCUGGAGGAAUGCAUCAUAUCUGCAUCGAGGUGGAUGAAAUAGAAGCAGCUGUGGCAGAUUUAAAACAAAAGAAGAUCCGUAUUCUGAGUGACAAGGCUAAAAUAGGUGCACAUGGCAAACCAGUCAUUUUUCUUCAUCCUAAAGACUGUGGAGGAGUCCUUGUAGAACUCGAAGAAGCUUAAUCUAAAGUUGUGAAAAAUUUAUAAUGAGAGAAUCCCCUAUGAAAUAUUAACUUGUAUGUGAUCUUUGUUCAAAUCCUGAGUUAUGCCUUGAUUUAAAAAUUCAAACAUCAAACUGACAGAAGAUUAAAUGGAUAAAAUAACAAAAACA
Molecule: messenger RNA, 761 nt
Organism: Vombatus ursinus (common wombat)
Lineage: Eukaryota; Metazoa; Chordata; Mammalia; Diprotodontia; Vombatidae
Gene: MCEE
Product: methylmalonyl-CoA epimerase
Exons: 3
Coding region: 65-613 (182 amino acids)
Biological process (GO): L-methylmalonyl-CoA metabolic process
Cellular component (GO): mitochondrion
Molecular function (GO): methylmalonyl-CoA epimerase activity
Source: RefSeq, a predicted model, not a curated record